Messenger RNA from Gastrolobium bilobum, 1640 nucleotides. Its product is annotated as dolichyl-diphosphooligosaccharide--protein glycosyltransferase 48 kDa subunit. The record is from RefSeq and is a predicted model, not a curated record. NCBI's taxonomy places the organism in Eukaryota, Viridiplantae, Streptophyta, Magnoliopsida, Fabales, Fabaceae. Gene Ontology annotation, cellular component: oligosaccharyltransferase complex; endoplasmic reticulum membrane. The transcript has 13 exons. The coding region runs from base 89 to 1390 and encodes 433 amino acids.
UUUGUGAAACAUACACAGUACACACAAACACACAAAUACACACACAGAGCGAGCGAGUCGCAGUAGAGAGGUGUGCUAGUGUUUCCAAAUGUCGAAGCUCAUAUUGGUGUUCCUCACCCUCAUUCCUCUACUCUGCAGCUCCUUCUCUCUCGAUAGACCCUCAGAUCGGCGAGUCCUCGUUUUGCUCGAUGACUUCGCCGUCAAAUCCUCUCACUCUCUCUUCUUCAAGUCUCUCCAAUCUCGUGGCUUCGAUCUCGAUUUCAAGCUUGCAGAUGACCCCAAGAUUGCGCUUCAGAGAUACGGCCAGUACCUCUACGAUGCCUUAAUUUUGUUUUGCCCCACAAUCGAACGUUUUGGAGGAUCCAUUGACGCAGCUGCAAUUUUGGAUUUUGUUGAUUCGGGUCAUGAUUUAGUUGUUGCUGCUGAUAACAAUGCAUCUGAUUUAAUUCGGGAAAUCGCCACCGAGAGUGGGGUGGACUUUGAUGAGGAUCCUGCUGCUAUGGUUGUAGAUCAUUCAGGAUAUGCAGUCUCUGCUACCGAAGGGGAUCAUACAUUGAUUGCUAGUGAUGAUUUUAUCAAGUCUGAUGUGAUCUUGGGAAGCAAAAAAAUUGAGGCUCCAGUACUUUUCCAGGGAAUUGGGCAUUCAUUAAAUCCUUCCAAUAGCCUGGUGUUGAAAGUUCUUUCGGCAUCUCCGUCAGCCUUUUCUGCUAACCCAAAAUCUAAGUUGACAAGUCCUCCAUCACUCACUGGAUCUUCUAUCUCAUUAAUUUCAGUUAUACAGGCAAGAAAUAAUGCUCGGAUAUUGAUCUCUGGCUCAUUGAGCAUGUUCAGCAACCGAUUUUUCAGGUCUGGUGUGCAGAAGGCCGGGAGUCCAACUAAACACGACAAGUCAGGUAAUGAGCAGUUCUUGACUGAAAUUAGCAAAUGGGUUUUCCAUGAAAGAGGUCACCUCAAGGCGGUGAAUGUGCAACACCAUAAAGUUGGGGAAGCUGAUGAACCAGCCAUCUAUAGGAUCAACGAUGAUUUGGAAUACUCUGUUGAAAUUUUUGAGUGGUCUGGGACAACUUGGGAACCUUAUGUAGCUGAUGAUGUUCAAGUGCAAUUUUACAUGAUGAGCCCCUAUGUCUUGAAGACUUUAUCAACCGACAGCAAGGGUCGUUAUUUCACAUCCUUUAAGGUUCCAGAUGUCUAUGGAGUUUUCCAAUUCAAAGUUGAGUACGAAAAACUUGGAUAUACAAGCUUAUCUUUAUCAAAACAGAUUCCUGUACGUCCCUUCAGACACAAUGAAUACGAGAGAUUUAUACCAGCAGCUUAUCCAUAUUAUGGAGCAGCAUUUUCGAUGAUGGCAGGUUUCUUCGUCUUCACUGCUGUUCAUCUGUACAGCAAGUAGAUGUAAACCUUUGAAUGAAGAUACUGUAGUUUGUAGCAUGAGGGUUGGACUUAUUUUGAGAUAGAAAAUUUUGAUUAGGCAAUGAUAAAAACUUAUGUUUCUAAUUGAUUAUAUAUGCGUUACUUUUCUUAUUUCUGUUGGCCUUACAGUUUAACAUCAUACUAUUUUUUGUCAUACGGCAAGUCUCCUUGCUUGGCAUAUCUUUGAUGCUGGUAAUAUUCGACUACAAGUUUUGCUUACCGCGAAAGGG